Molecule: messenger RNA, 2172 nt
Organism: Otolemur garnettii (small-eared galago)
Lineage: Eukaryota; Metazoa; Chordata; Mammalia; Primates; Galagidae
Gene: NSUN7
Product: NOP2/Sun RNA methyltransferase family member 7
Exons: 11
Coding region: 1-2172 (723 amino acids)
Molecular function (GO): methyltransferase activity
Source: RefSeq, a predicted model, not a curated record
AUGCUCAACUCCACAGAUGAACUGGAGUUUUCAAACAAAAGCAAUACCUCGAUCUCCCAACUCUCUUCUCUGGGACUGUCGGAUGACAGAGCAUCCUGCGGAAAAAGCCCACCUGGUGUGCCUGAAAAAUCUGGCUAUCCGGACUCCGUUUACGUUAUGGCAGCGAACAUUUUUCAGGGUAUUCGAAUCGAAAAAUCGCCAGAGAAAGUCUUAAUAAAGUAUGGGCAUGAACCCCUGCCGUCCUCUUCUGAUUCUGAGGAUGAAUCCUUUCGUCGUUUGUCCUAUGAGCUGGCUUUUAGUGCCCUGAAAUAUCAAGAUAUUUUGGAAACUAUAUUAAUAGACAGCUAUCUCUUCCCAAGUGCCACAAUACCAGAUCAUUUGAGCAGUCUUAUUAUCGUGAUGCUGUAUGAUUUCCAAGAUAGAAAAUUUCAAACUCGUGUUCUUUCUGAUGAUGAAGAGUCUAUAUCGGAAGUUCAGGAAGUAGAGAACCUUCUUAACAGUUUUAAGACAAAAUUGGCUGCGGCAUUGGCAAGAUGUCGAAUCAAACACGAUGCCCUUUCAAUUUACCACAUUCUACCAGAAACCGUUAGGAAACAGGAACUAAGGGCCUCCACUUUGCCACUUUAUGCUUGGAUAAAUACUUGUAAAAUCAGCCCUGAAGAAGUUUAUAAUAAUUUGAAGAAAAGAGGCUAUAAGGAAGUCAAAUCUGUAUUGCAUGUUAAUGACAAAGUCUUUGCUGUGGACCAACAUUGCUAUGAUGUCUUAAUUUUUCCAUCUCAUCUUAAAAAUGAUCUUAAAAAUAUAGAUCUUUUCAAAGAUUAUAAACUUAUUUUUCAGGACAAAUCUCGAAGUCUUGCUGUCCACUCUGUAAAGUCUUUAUUAAAUAUGGAUGAUGAUGUCUUAAUGGUCAAUACAGGCUCUUGGCACACAGUUGCCCAUAUGUCAAUCUUAACAAGUAAUAAUACCUCAAAAAUAUUUGUAUGUGGAGUACAGUCACAAGCUAAAGAUUUGGACUUCGUGAACCUUUUUGCAAAAAUGGGAUGUAAAAAUGUUGAAAUACUUCAUGAGACAUUCGUUAACAUUGAAUCAAAGGAUCACAGGUUACAGAAAGUUAAAGUGAUUCUGUUGCUGCCUCGCUGUUCAGGACUGGGUGUUAGUAAUCCAGUAGAGUUUAUCUUAAAUGAACAUGAAGAUACAGAUUUACUUAAAGAUCUCUCUCAAGGAGGCACGUCAGAAGAUAAGCUUCAUAUUCUUGCUCAACAGCAAUAUGAACAGCUAAGGCAUGCAAUGCGAUUUGCUAAAGCUCAAGCAGUUGUUUACUGCACGUGUUCAGUUUAUCCAGAAGAAAAUGAAACUGUUGUUAAUAAAGCACUGGAAUUUCAAGACCGUGGGAAUAAAGUGCAACCUUAUAGGCGUAGUCCUCCUGUUCUUCCUCUGUGCUCCUUAAAGGACAUACAUUUGUCUACCGAUAAAUUUUUCAGAAUGGAGCCAUCAGAAACUACCAACGGUUGCUUUCUUUCAGUUUUAACAAGGGAGCGGGACCCAUCUGAGGCAGUGUCUGUGAAAGAUGUUUUGGCCCGAGCUGCAGCCAAGGGUCUGCUGGAUGGGAUUGAGUUGGGUAAACCAUCCAAACGGGAGAAGAAGAAGAAAAAAUCUAAAACCUCAUUGCCGAAAGCUUCCAUUACUGAAGAGAAUGGCGUCCAGAUGAAAAUUGCGGAGUUCCUGACCCGAGAAACUAAACCCAGCGCUAGUGAAGAAGAACCAUUAACAAAACCAGCUCUUCCCCAGAAAAACACUGCUCAAGUGGGGGCUCCCUCACAGGUCAGAAAGCCCAGGAAGCCCUCCCCGAGUCCUUUAGUGCCUGCACUUACAAAGAACACACGUCCGCUCAGACUAUACGAACGGCAGACAAACUGCAUGAGACCUCGGCCAGAAGAGAAGAUGGUUCCUCUGAAGCCCAUCGAGAUUGUGUUGCCUCCAGUAAUGAUUCCACUUUCAACUUCCGAGGGGCUCAGAGCUCAUAUACCGACUUCACAUUUUUACUGUCGUUGGGUUGGACCCAAGACUCCGGUGACCAGCUACUUUCCCACACCAUCACUGUCCAGAAAAGGGGAAAAGCCUAAAGAUAACUUACCUUUCUCCCUACUCAGGCAUCCGCGGCCAUGGCUUUGA